AUGGUGAGGCCUGGAAAGCAGCGAGCAAAUGCCGAGAAGAUGGACGUCAAGUCCAACUACACCUUCUCUACCGGAGGUGCGGCUUUUGACGACGGCCUCGAAGAUUCUGGCUCAGCCAUGCAGGUGUACCGUGUCAGGUCGGGCCUGACGCACAUGCAGAGCAAGUCAGAUAAAGAAGUGGAGGCCACGUACGAGACGCUUCAGUCCAUCUUUAGGCUCGGCUUGGAGCCCGUCUUCACCAUCGACCCCCAUAACCUUGAGGCCACGAACAAGCGUAUAAUCGAGGCCAUCGAGGCCAAGGAGAGUCUGGUGGUUGCUGCUGGAUAUUUCAUCCCGCAGCUCAAGGCACAAGUCUCGCUCGGCAAGCCGGCCGAGAUGCGCGAGAAGCCCUUGCUGGCGAGCGACUUUCAGGACAAGGUGUCUGUCGUUGCUUACGAGAUUGGCCGGCAUGGCAAGGCGGCCAAGGCCAUGUGUCUCGUCAACCCUGACAAGGAGGGCGUGUGUAUGUCGAUGAACAUACCCAGCAGCAAGGGUCGCGUCUUCUUCAAUCAGCAUCUCAUGGACCUGGAAGAAGGCACGAAGAAAGUGAGAGAGCGGUCUCUGGGUGCCCGUAUCGGCGCUGUCACCGAUCCGUCGUGGGCCCAAGAGGUCCAAGGGGAGGCCAAGGACAACGGUACCGACAAGUCAAAUUCCGGAAAGAACAAGGUCAUCUACAAGGCCAUUCCGGGCGAGACUUUUUCGACCAAGGCGCGCCUGGCGCGUCUUGCGGCCAAGCUCGACUCGGCUCCCGUCGACGACCCCUCGAUCGUCAAGGAGAUCAUUGCCGAAGCCGAGGGCCUGGCGCUGGGCCAUGAAGCGACUGCGGCCAACCAUGGGAUCAUUCAACUCCUCUGUGUCGACGAGCCGUUUGAGCGCGACGCCGCCAAGCUAGCCCUCGUACAGAUUCAGAACCUGUGGCCGGAACUCUUCCGUAUCGCCAGAGUAUCUGAGUCACUUGACGUCGAACUGCUGUUCCGCGUUGGCUAUGCGCUCCGCCACCAACUCAAGAACUCUGUGGUCGUCGAGUACGCCACAGUCAAGCCCUUCCUCGGCAUGGUCGUGAUCCUGGGCGGUGCCGAGGGUGACGUCCAGGACGAGGCGUGGGGACACCGGGUGAAGUCUGCCCAUGACGCCGCCGCCGGCUUGUUCUGCGGCAUCGCGCCGACCGCGAGCGACACGGCCAAGAAGCCAAUCAAGCGCGACGCCGCCCUCACUAUGGUGAAGAGAGACCUGGAGUCGAUUCGAAAGCUCCUCAAGGACGCGGCCACUUCGAUCAACCAGGGCGCUGCCCGCGCGUUCGACUACAAGUUCCUCCCCCGCCUCAUUCCCCUAGGUGAGGCCCUCAACAAGCUCGCCAACUGCCACGAAUACAACGCGGCCCGGGCCUAUAUCGAGGCCAUUUAUCGGAACAUUGCGCAGGACUACGAGCGCCUGUACGGUGGAGUCAUUCUCCGCGCGGUCCAUGCCUGCGAGGGACAUGUUGACGAGCUGGAGAUUGAGGAAGAGGACGAGGGCGAUGAGAAGGGCGGCGUAGAGGAGGGUGAGGAUGGCGAUGACGAGGAUAUGGAAGUUUGA
This is a messenger RNA of Colletotrichum scovillei, 1614 nucleotides long. RefSeq lists its product as uncharacterized. The transcript is spliced from 2 exons. NCBI's taxonomy places the organism in Eukaryota, Fungi, Ascomycota, Sordariomycetes, Glomerellales, Glomerellaceae. The coding region runs from base 1 to 1614 and encodes 537 amino acids. The record is from RefSeq and is a predicted model, not a curated record.